AUGGGAAUUGGAGGCACCAUUGAGCCGCGACUCUGCAACCUCUCCUUCCUUGCAGAACUUGACCUCAGCAACAACAGUUUCCAUGGACACUUGCCCAAUGGACUUGGACACUUAUCUCGAUUGAAACGAAUCGACUUGUCCAGGAAUCAGUUUGAUGGAAUGAUUCCACCCAGCUUGUCAAACUGCCGGAAACUUGAAGAAAUUUCACUCUCACUCAACCAGUUAACUGGUGGUGUCCCAAGAGAGCUUGGAAUGUUGCCUAAUCUCCGUGUCUUAGCCAUUGCAAAUAAUAGUCUGAAUGGCACUAUCCCACCUUCCAUCGGCAACUCUUCCUUACUAGAAGUGCUUUCAUUUUACAGCAACAACCUACAAGGAAGCAUUCCAUGGGAGAUUGGAGAUCUUCUUAACUUGCGGGAAUUACGUCUGGAUAAUAACCAACUAACGGGUACCAUUCCUUCCACCAUAUUUAACAUCUCUACUCUGCAGUAUUUUUAUCUCACAAAUAACAGCUUAUCUGGUGGCCUUCCGAUGAAUAUUGGGUAUAGCUUUCCCAACCUUGUAUAUCUUUACCUUGGCAUGAAUCAAUUCGGUGGCCCCAUUCCAUCAAGUUUAUGUCGGUGUGGAAGGCUUGAAGUUCUAUCAUUGCGUGCCAACAACUUCACUGGAAGCCUACCCAGAGAAAUUGGGAGCUUGUCAAACCUUAAGUACAUAGUUGUCUACCAAAAUUUCCUCACAGGUACUAUUCCUCCAUCUAUAGGUAACCUUUCAAAUCUGGUGAUUCUUGAUUUGAGUGAAAACUACCUGGUUGGUAAAAAUAUUCCACGAGAAUUGGGUUAUCUGCAAAAUCUGCAAUGCCUGAACUUUAGAGCAUGUAGUCUUACGGGAUCAAUACCAGAAGAGAUUUUUAACAUUUCAACUCUUGAAUCGGUUGACUUAGGUUAUAACCGUCUGUCUGGGCAUCUUCCUUCAAAUAUGGGACAUUCGCUUAACCAACUUGAAGAAUUGAACCUAAACAAUAACAGCCUCAGUGGGCCAAUACCUGCUUCAAUCUCCAAUGCUUCCCAAUUAAUUACUCUGUGCCUCUCUAGAAACUCAUUCAGUGGACCAGUGCCCACAUCGUUGGGGAAUCUGCAACAACUCCAAAUUCUCAUCUUGGCCCAUAACGACCUAACUAGUCAACCAGAUUCUCCAGAACUGGUGUUUCUCAGUUCACUAACAAAUUGUAGGUUCUUGGAAGUUUUGAACGUAGAUCAUAAUUGGUUGAAUGGCAUCCUUCCUGAAUCUCUCGGGAAUUUGUCAGCUUCUCUUAGAAAACUUGCAAUGGAAGGGUGCCAAAUUAGGGGAAGUAUUCCCAAAGGGAUUGGUAACUUGAGCAGUUUAAUCGCUUUGGGUUUUGAUUACAAUGAUAUCAGUGGGACCAUUCCGUCAACGAUACAAGGGUUAAAGAAGCUUCAAGGUUUAUCCUUCGAAGGAAAUAACCUACAAGGAUCCAUACCAAAUGAGAUAUGUUCCUUGACAAAAUUGGUAAAUUUGAAACUUCUUGGAAAUAAACUCUCUGGACAAAUACCAAACUGCAUAGGGAAUCUCCGUGUGCUACAAAAUCUCUACAUACAGUCCAAUAUGUUAACAUCUCCAAUUCCUUUAAGCCUAUGGACUAUUCCAGAUCUCUUAUUUCUGAACAUGUCAGAUAAUUCCUUGCAUGAGAGUCUACCUGCAGCAGUGGGAAACUUGGAGACCUUAGUUCAACUUGAUAUAUCUAGGAAUCAGUUAUUUGGCAGCAUUCCAAGUACCAUUGGUGACCUCCAAAGAUUAAACCAUUUGAGCUUGUCACGAAAUUCAUUUCAAGGCCCUCUUCCAGAAUCAUUGGGAAAUAUGGCAGCAUUCCUAAAUCGAUGGAGAAACUUUCGCUUCUCAGUUACUUGA
Messenger RNA from Nelumbo nucifera (sacred lotus), 1923 nucleotides. NCBI's taxonomy places the organism in Eukaryota, Viridiplantae, Streptophyta, Magnoliopsida, Proteales, Nelumbonaceae. The record is from RefSeq and is a predicted model, not a curated record.